AUGUCUGUCUUUUCAAGUGAAGUGUCAGUGAUGAUGAUUUCUCUGAUCGCAUGGGACAGACUCAAAAACAUCGUGUUUCCUUUCACCUUUGCAAAAAUUACCCCAAGGCAGACCCGUAUAAUGUGUGUAGUUAUCUGGCUGGUGGGAGGCGUCAUGGCAUUCCUUCCCUUGUCUGGAAUGCACUAUUUCAGUGAGAGGUAUUACGGUAAUAAUGUAGUGUGCCUGCCCCUGCAGCUUUCCCCUGAAUUACAAGAAGGCUGGGAAUACUCCACUUCCAUCUUUAUCGUUUUGAAUUUUUCCCUAUUCAUCUUCAUCACGGUUGCUUAUAUUGCCAUAUUGUGGAAAUCAUGGUCGUCAAGCAGACGGCUUGGUGCACAUGGAACUGUUCGUGAAAUACGAGCAAGAGCACAAAGUGCACAUGCUAAAAGAGAAAGAGCACUUGCCAAAAGAGUCUUCUUCAUUAUUCUGACCGAUUUCUUGUGUUGGAUGCCAAUCAUUGCUAUCGGCAUCCGGUCCCACGUCGAGAAAACAUUUGACCCCCCUGGUGAUCUGGCAGUAUGGAUUGCAGUGUUCGCUCUGCCGAUCAAUUCAGCUAUCAACCCAUUGCUGUAUACACUUUCUACCCCACAGGUGCAGGCUGUGUUGAAACCAAAACUGAGGAAGCUGUGGUCCAAUGUUCGAUCUAUUUUUAACAGAGGACAAAAUCAAGAAGAAACUGAGCAAAUUAUUGAAACCAAAGAGGUACAACUGACAAUAUGUAAAGUUGUGGCAGACGUAGAAGAGAAAACAAGUGAUUCUAAACAGAGAGAGGAUCAAUGUAUUAAAUCAUUUAAAUCAUAA
This is a messenger RNA of Pocillopora damicornis (cauliflower coral), 840 nucleotides long. RefSeq lists its product as uncharacterized. Gene Ontology annotation, biological process: adenylate cyclase-activating G protein-coupled receptor signaling pathway; activation of adenylate cyclase activity; hormone-mediated signaling pathway. The record is from RefSeq and is a predicted model, not a curated record. Gene Ontology annotation, cellular component: plasma membrane. Gene Ontology annotation, molecular function: G protein-coupled peptide receptor activity; protein binding. Lineage: Eukaryota; Metazoa; Cnidaria; Anthozoa; Scleractinia; Pocilloporidae.